This is a messenger RNA of Alternaria rosae, 1620 nucleotides long. RefSeq names its product DNA-binding protein. Lineage: Eukaryota; Fungi; Ascomycota; Dothideomycetes; Pleosporales; Pleosporaceae. The transcript has a single exon. Gene Ontology annotation, cellular component: zeta DNA polymerase complex. The record is from RefSeq and is a predicted model, not a curated record. The coding region runs from base 348 to 1244 and encodes 298 amino acids.
CAGUUCCCGGUCGGUGGGAAACGCGACUACCCACUACAUCGUCCCUCCUCCACGACUCUCCUGGCUGCCACGUUGUUAUUCUCAACAAUGCCAGGGGCACUCGAUACAACAUACGCACGACGUCUGCCCUCCGAUCAGCAACCCUACCAGAGCCUUGACCGUUAUCCAUCGACACGCUAGCGGCUUUCACGCGACGAGACGCGACGGAGUAUUUCGUCAUGACCACCACCACAUACUACUAGUACAGCGACCGAGAACACUACUUCGGAGACUUCAUACGCGACAUAGUACACACCCGAGAGCGAGAUCGCGCUCCUACUACCAUACGUAAUACACCUACCGCGACGAUGCCGACAACCUACCUCGAAACCCUCAACCACUUCACCACCUUCCUAAUCGCCUACACUCACACGCUCCUCUACCACCGUGACAUCUACCCCUCCACCUCUUUCGUCCGCUCCCGCUUCCACAACACACUCGUCUACCAAUCGCGCCACCCCAUGGUCUGCGAAUGGAUCACCGACGCCAUAACCGCCGUGCGCGAAGAGCUCCUCAAAGGCGUCGUCUCCAAGAUCGGCAUUGUCAUAUUCACCUACAAUGAGUAUGAUGAAGGCUCAGGUAGCGCCAAGAUAAUGGAACGCUACAUGUUCGACGUGAGCGAGUUCCCUGUUGUGGAACGGCGAGAUCGCAUGUUGGAUAUUGAGUUUGAGGGUGGCACACCGGAGAUGAAGGGAAAGGGAAAGGAGAAGGAAAAGGAAAAGGACAAGGAAGAGGAAUACAACGAUGAUGGGACUAUAAAGAAGAGAAAGACGAAGCCGGUGGAUACAGGCGUCGAUGUUAAUCUCAGUGAGCAGUUUCGCGCGGCGUUGCUGCAGCUGGAGAUGCGGACGUCCAGGCUGGAGCCUCUGCCGGAGAAUUGCUCGUUCAAUGUUAGUAUGGAACUCAAGGAUGAAGGCGAUAUCGAUCCGCCAAUCGGUCAUCCGCAGGUCUGGCAACCGGUCCAGCCUAGUCUGCAAAAGACGGGGAGGAAUGCGCUGUUUAGAGAUAGGGAUGUGUUUGAUGAGGAGGCGUUUGAGUUGGGCAUACGGAGGGAGAAGGAAGGAAGAGACCUGGGCGGGGCUAAGAUCACGCCGAUACGCAGUGUGCAAGCGGGUGUUUUCAGGUUUGAGAAUUGGAUAGAAGAAGGCAAGGCUAAGUUUGAGAGCCCGGAAGACAGUAUACAAUCGAGCUUCUCGAGUUUUUGACCCUAGAUGGUUGCACAAAUCAAAUUUGUAACUACAAAGCUCUGUGGAGUAUGAAGAUUCUUUGUCUCUGACCCAGGCUCCUGUAGUCUUGCGACAGCCAGAUGCGCUGCAAAUACGGAUUUCAAUAGAUUCUCUGUAUUAAAGAUAAGUCUGCCUACUAAAUAGACCUUCUUCAGAACUUCUAUCGCAGGUAAGUUGUGUUAUAUGCUCCAGCCCCAGCCGCGCCAGCAGAGGCAGACCUAGAGUCCCAGUGCCACCAUCAUGCUAUGCUAUAGUAUGAACCCCAUCAAACGAAAACACACUAUCUGCCAUGGGCCUGGGGCGCCAUACCACGACGCCGUCGCCUGUCAGCUACCAUCGCAGCAGCCGCUACCCG